UCUCAAUGAACACAUGUUUGUAAACGUUGACGAAGUAACCUAAAAAAUGAGCCGGUCGAAUUUUCGCGUUAAACUUGAUUUAUCCAACUUCUACAACGAUGUACGACGUUUUUGUUGGAUUUUUAUUGAUGGUGCGAAAAUGUUGAAAGUUGUACAUAUGAAGGAACACAUUGCAAAAUUACUGAACAUCACAGAACCGUUUCAUUUGUUGUUAAACAAGACUGAAUACUUGCCACCUGAUGAAGAUAUUCGUAUUGUCAAUGAGAAUGAAACGAUAUUAGUUUCUCCUGGGACUGAAUUAGAAAAUGGAUUACAAUUAUCUACAGAAGAUACAAGGAUUUGUAUGAAGAAAGAAAAAAGCAAUAAAGUUAAACAUAAACAUUCUCAGACUAAUAUCUCACCAGUAGAAUUAAAUACAACUGCAGUUCAAACUGUAUCGGAUGAAGUUUUAAACAAAUCACAAAGUGAGUUUUCAGAAUUCAGUGUAAUAUCUUAUGGGAAAGAAGAUAGCGAAGCAAGCAGUAUGGUAGAGUCAAAAACUACUGAUGUAACUGUGAUGGAAGAUUUUAAUAUAGAACAGGUGCCCAAAAGAAAACGUGUAAGGCGUAGAAAGAAGAGGAGUGAAGAGAUUCAGCAAAGUACUUCACAGGAAAAAGAAAAUAUACCAAAGAAACCUAAGAUUAUAGAUUCUUGUACUAUUUCCUUUGGCAAACACAUUCGUUUUGACAGUGAAGAAACUACAGGAAACAAAGAUGCUCCUGUCAAAGUAAUGAAUGGGUCUCAUACAAAGACUAUACAACCUACUCAUGAACUUGCUAACUUACUGUCAUUAGGUAAAUGUUCUACUCCACUUACCUUUACCAAUCCGAGGGUGAAGGAGGAGAUCAAGACAGAGCCCAUGCACGAUGAAGAAUUACAGCUUGAUGCUUCUCCUGAAAACAAGAAUAAAAUGAGUGUAAAUGAAAGACUGCAAAAUGGAAUAAAAGAAUUGGACAAAGAUAUUUCCAAAUGUUCAGUUAUGACAACAAAACCACAACUUAAAGAUGUCAUAGCUUUCAAAAUGCUUAAAAUUGGGUCAGAUUAUACACCACAAAUAUCAGAUUUUGUUGUGGCAGAAGUAAUAUCUUAUUGUGCUGAAACUUCUGUGUAUACUUUCAAAAUAUUAAAAGGUUUAACAGAAGUGCAAGUACCAGUUGGAAAAUUCACAAUUGUGGAGGAUGAAGAAGAACAUGUAAUGAAUGACACAAUUACUGUAAAUUAUGCUCAAAUUAUAGAACCUCGACUUGUAUUUAGUAAUACUACCUCAGUUCCUUGUAGCAAUUAAUUAUGUGUUAGAUACUUGAUGGUGCAUAUACAAUUCAAUAUAUAUUUUUUACAUAUAA
This is a messenger RNA of Megachile rotundata (alfalfa leafcutting bee), 1382 nucleotides long. RefSeq lists its product as uncharacterized. Gene Ontology annotation, biological process: spliceosomal snRNP assembly. NCBI's taxonomy places the organism in Eukaryota, Metazoa, Arthropoda, Insecta, Hymenoptera, Megachilidae. The record is from RefSeq and is a predicted model, not a curated record. Gene Ontology annotation, cellular component: Cajal body. Gene Ontology annotation, molecular function: U1 snRNA binding; U2 snRNA binding.